This is a messenger RNA of Strongyloides ratti, 1404 nucleotides long. RefSeq names its product LPS-induced tumor necrosis factor alpha factor domain-containing protein. Gene Ontology annotation, molecular function: zinc ion binding. The record is from RefSeq and is a predicted model, not a curated record. Bases 1 to 1404 code for a protein of 467 amino acids. The transcript is spliced from 4 exons. NCBI's taxonomy places the organism in Eukaryota, Metazoa, Nematoda, Chromadorea, Rhabditida, Strongyloididae.
AUGAGAGAUUCUGGUGUGUGGCCUAUGCCAAAUUUUCACUUAUUACCUAAAGAAUAUCAUAUAUAUUAUGUAGAUUAUUUUGAUAGUGAUGGAAACUUUAGAUUUGAUAGGAUACAAAAUGAAUAUUUUGGAAAUUUAAUAGAAAUACCAGAAUCAUUCAUUUCAAAUAAAGAUACAUUUUCAUUAAAUGAAGGUAUUGGUGAGAUAAGAAAUAUAGAUGAAUUUAAAAAUACAGCAAAUGAUUUUCUUUUAAAUGAUAAUAUGUCAUCGGAUGUAAAAAUAGAAGGAAACAUAUUUACUCAAACUACUGAUGUUCAAGUACAGGCAGCUAUUGCAAUAAAUAAAAAUCUUCCCAAAUUUUGUGAACAAAUAAAGGAUGACUCAAUUAAUUUACUGAAAAUAUCACGUCCACAUGCUAUAAAAAAAUUAUCCAAAAGACAACUACAAAACAUUAAAAAACAUAUAGUUAAAAAGAGAAAACUUUGUAAUGAGACUUGUAAAAAAUGGAAUGAAAUGACAUUAGAUGAACAAGAAGCAUAUUUGGAGGAACAUGCAUUUUCAAUACAUUCUUCUAUUUCAUCAAGGGCAUCAUCUGCAUCCUCUUCAACAAGAACAGGGUUAUCUUCACAAUCUUCUACAAGUAGUAGAAAUAUUUCAUUACCUCAAUCACCUAGAAUGGCAUCACCUGUAGAGUGCCGUCAAGAUACUACUUCAACAAUUUUAAAUUCAACAAAGAAAGAUGACAAUAUGAUGCCAGUAUUCGAUGAUCCGGUGUUAAAUAAUUUAUUAAAUGAUAGUCUUGCUGCAGCAAUCACAGAAAGUAAAGAAAUUGUUAAUAAGUCCAAAAAUGAAAAUAAUAAAAUUUCUAACGAUAAUAGUAAUAGAUUGAAUUUACCUACAAAUGAACCAACGUUUGGAGAAACCAUUUAUAUGUCUAAUAUAAAUGAUGAUAUAAGGCCGGACUUAGCUUUAUUUCAAAACCAAGAUACAACUCCAAAUAAUGAUCUCUUUUCAUUAGAUAAUAAUAAAUUAAGAAUCAAAUUUCUUUUGUUAACUUGUUACAAAAUGACACAAGAACGCUAUACUUCAGUACCAGUACCUAUUCAUAGAUCAGCUUCUCAUACACCAUCAAUGUUGGUGAAUGCCAAAAAGUAUCUAUCUGAUAGACCACAACUUCUUGAUUGCCCAAGGUGUCGUUGUCAUGGAGAGACAGAAUUAACUUUCAAGAUUGGCUUAUUUACAUGGGUUUGUUUUUUUAUAAUCCUUAUAGCUGGAGUACUUAUUUUACCUUUAUUCUUUGUCUGGGUACCAUUCUCAAUAGAAACUUUUAAGGAUGUUGAACAUCAUUGUGCUUCCUGUAAAGCUUACAUUGGAACAUAUAGAAGAUUGGGAAAAAGUACAUAA